Messenger RNA from Echinops telfairi (small Madagascar hedgehog), 5442 nucleotides. RefSeq names its product nucleoporin 210 (gene NUP210). The transcript is spliced from 35 exons. Gene Ontology annotation, cellular component: nuclear pore. NCBI's taxonomy places the organism in Eukaryota, Metazoa, Chordata, Mammalia, Afrosoricida, Tenrecidae. The record is from RefSeq and is a predicted model, not a curated record. Bases 1 to 4998 code for a protein of 1665 amino acids.
AUGGUUCAGACCUUGCACAUCAUUGACACGUCGUCCACCCGGCCGGAGGUGGCCAGCAUCGAGCCGCUGGGCCUGGGUGAACAGCAGUGCUCCCAGAAGGCCGUGGUGCAGGCCCGCCUGUCCCAACCCACCCGCCUGACCAGCAUCAUCUUCGCCGAGGACAUCACCACCGGGCAGGUCCUGCGCUGCGAUGCUAUCGUCGACCUCAUCCAUGGCAUCCGGGUCGUCUCCACCACCCGGGAGCUCUACCUCGAAGACUCCCCGCUGGAGCUGAAGAUCCAGGCUCUGGACUCAGAAGGGAACACGUUCAGCACCCUGGCUGGGCUGGUCUUUGACUGGACGAUCGUGAAGGACGCCGAAACAGACGGAUUCUCAGACUCACACAACUCCCUGCGAAUCCUCACUUUCUUGGAAUCAACGUACAUCCCUCCUUCCUAUAUCUCCGAGAUGGAGAAGGUCGCCAAGCAAGGGGACACCAUCCUGGUGUCCGGCAUGAGGACGGGGAGUUCCAAACUGAAGGCACGCAUUCACGAGGGCGUCUACAAGGAUGUCCGCCCCGCAGAGGUCAGGCUGUUGAUUUUGGAGAACAUUCUUCUGAACCCAGCCUAUGAUGUCUACCUGUUGGCGGGGACCUCCGUUCGCUACAAGGUGCAGAAAAUCAGGCAAGGAAAGAUCACAGAACUCGCGAUGCCCUCUGACCAGUAUGAGCUGCAGCUGCAGAACAGCGUUGUGGGUGCUGAGGGAGACCCGGCCCGGCCUGUCGCCGUCCUGGCCCAAGAGACAUCCACCGUCACCACCUUGCAGCCUGGACAGAGCAGCCUGGUCCUCAGCCACAGGAGCAUUCGCAUGCAGGGAGCUUCCCGGUUACCCAACAGCACGAUCUACGUGGUCGAACCAGGAUACCUGGGUUUUGUGAUUCACCCUGGUGACCGCUGGGUGCUGGAGACUGGCCGCCUGUAUGAGGUGACCGUUGAGGUGUUUGACAAGUCCAGCAACAAGGUCUACCUGUCAGAUAACAUCCGCCUCGAAACCGUGCUUCCUCCGGAGUUCUUCGAGGUGCUCACGUCCUCCCAGAACGGAUCGUACCAUCACAUCCGGGCCAUAAAGAGGGGCCAGACGACCAUCGAUGCGACCCUCACCUCUGUGGUGGACCAGGACGGAGGGGUCCACAUGCUGCAGGUGCCCGUGUGGAAUCAGCAGGAGGUGGAUAUUCACAUCCCUAUCACCCUCUUCCCCAGCAUCUUGACGUUUCCAUGGCAACCAAAGACAGGGGCCUACCAGUACACAAUACAGGUAACCAUGAGAGGCCAUUUCUGGGGCACAGGCUCUCAUGAUAGCUUUCUUCCCCCUGGUAUGCUCUUACGACGCCCCAGCCUCGGGCCCUUCCUCUCUAUGGACUCUAAUGCCCUGGCACACCCUUUGCCCCAGGUGUAUGUGAUUGAGCCCAGCAGCAUGGAGUUCACCCCGUGCCCCGUGGAGGCCCGAGUGGGCCAGACGCUGGCGCUGCCCCUGAGGAUCAGCGGCCUCAUGCCCAGUGGCCUGGGUGAGGUAGUCCCCCUGAGCGACUGCUCCCACUUUGACUUGGUGGUGGAGGUGGAGAACCAGGGCGUGUUCCAGCCACUCCCAGGGAGGCUCCCACCAGGGGCUGAGCACUGCAGCGGUGUCCAGGUGCGAGCGGAAACCCAGGGCUACACCACCCUCCUCGUGAGCUACAAGCACAGCCACAUCCACCUGAGUGCCAAGAUCACGAUCGCUGCCUACCUGCCCCUCAAGCCUGUGGAUCCCUCCUCCGUUGCCUUGGUAACCCUGGGCUCCUCCAAGGAGAUGCUGUUUGAGGGAGGCCCUAGACCCUGGGUCCUUGAGCCAUCUAAGUUCUUCCGAAACAUCACCUCGGAGAAUGCGGACAGCAUCCUGUUGGCUCUCCUUGGGCCCCCUGCCUCCCGGAAUUACCAGCAACACUGGAUCCUUGUGACCUGCCAGGCCUUGGGCGAGCAGGUCAUUGCCCUCUCCGUGGGGAACAAGCUCAGCAUCACCAACCCCUUCCCCGCGGUGGAACCUGCAGUGGUGAAAUUCAUCUGUGCUCCCCCAUCUCGGCUCACCCUCAUGCCUGUCUACGCCAGCCCGCAGCUGGACCUGUCCUGCCCGCUGCUGCAGCAGAACAAGCAGGUGGUCCCAGUCUCCAACCACCGCAAUCCCCUGCUCAACCUGGCCGCCUACGACCAGCAGGGCCGAAGAUUCGACAAUUUCAGCUCUCUGAGCAUCCAGUGGGAGUCCACCAGGCCAACGCUGGCCAGCAUUGAGGUCACCCAGCCCAUGACGCUGGUGUCCCAGGAUGACGGGAGUGGCCAGAAGAAGCUGCAUGGUCUGCAGGCCAUCUUGGUGCACGAAGCUUCGGGAAAUGCAGCCAUCUCUGCCACCGUCACAGGCUACCAGCAGUCACACCUCAGUGCAGCCAGAGUGCAGCAACCGUGCGAUCCCCUCAUGCCCGUGUCGGCCUCCAUUGAGCUGAUGCUGGUGGAAGACGUAAGAGUGAGUCCUGAAGAGGUGACCAUCUACAACCACCCCGGAGUGCAGGUGGAACUCCACAUCCGCGAAGGCUCUGGCUACUUCUUCCUUAACACCAGCGUCGCAGACAUUGUCAAGGUGACCUACCAGGAGGCCAAGGGCAUCGCCACGGUGCACCCUCUGCUUCCCGGCACCCUGAGCAUCAGGAUCCACGACCUGUGUCUGUCCUUCCCGACCCCGGCCAAGGCCGACAUUUCCAUCUCCGACAUCCAGGAACUGUACAUCCGGGUGGUCGACAAGGUAGAGAUUGGGAAGACGGUCAAGGCCUACGUCCGUGUGCUGGACUUCUACAAGAAGCCUUUUCUGGCCAAGUACUUCACCUUUAUGGACCUGAAGCUCCGAGCAGCCUCCCAGAUCGUCACCCUGGUAGCCCUUGAUGAAGCCCUUGACCACUUCACCGCCACGUUCCUGGUCCAUGGUGUGGCCAUUGGCCAGACCAGCCUGACGGCGACCGUGAUGGACAAAGCUGGACAGAGAAUCAACUCAGCCCCACAGCAGAUCGAAGUCUUCCCUCCAUUCAGGAUGAUACCCAGGAAGGUGACUCUGAUCAUUGGGGCCACCAUGCAGAUCACAUCGGAGGGCGGCCCCCAGCCUCAGUCCAACAUCCUGUUCUCCAUCAGCAACAAGAGGGUGGCCACCGUGGGCAGCACGGGGCUGGUGCAGGGCCUCACUGUGGGCAAUGGCACCGUGGCCGGCGUCGUGCAGGCGGUGGAUGCUGAGACGGGCAAGGUCCUCGUGGUGUCUCAGGAUCAGGUGGAGGUGGAGGUACUGCUUCUCCGGGCAGUGAGGAUCCGGGCCCCCAUCACGCGGAUGAGGACAGGGACCCAGAUGCCAGUCUAUGUCACCGGGAUCACCAGCAGCCAGAACCCUUUCUCCUUUGGCAACGCCGUGCCAGGCCUCACCUUCCACUGGUCUGUCACCAAACGGGACAUCCUGGACAUCCAGGGACGGCACCAUGAGGCAAAACUCCAGCUCCCGUCGCAGUACAACUUUGCCAUGAACGUGCACGGCCGAGUGAAAGGCCGGACAGGCCUGAAGGUGGUGGUCAAGGCCCUGGACCCCACGGCUGGGCAGCUGCAUGGCCUUGCCCACGAACUCUCUGAUGAGAUUCAAAUCCAGGUAUUUGAAAACCUGCUGCUGCUGAAUCCUGAAAUAGAAGCCGAGCAAAUAUUAAUGUCGCCCAACUCAUUUAUAAAGCUUCAGACAAACAGGGACGGUGCCGCAUCUCUGGGCUACCGCGUUCUGGAUGGGCCCGAGAAGGCUCCUGUCGUGCACGUGGACGAGAAAGGCCUCCUGGUGUCCGGGUCCGCCAUUGGGACUUCCACAGUGGAAGUGAUCGCCCAAGAACCUUUUGGGGCCAACCAAACCAUCACAGUUGCUGUGAAGGUGGCCCCGGUUUCGUACCUGAGGCUGUCCGUGAGCCCCAUCCUGCACACCCACAACCAGGAAGCUCUGCCGGCCCUGCCGCUGGGGGUGACCAUGACCUUCACUGUCCACUUCCAUGAUAACUCCGGGGACAUCUUCCACGCUCACAACUCCGUCCUCAACUUUGCAACUAACAGGGAUGACUUUGUGCAGAUUGGGAAGGGCGCCACCAACAACACCUGCGUCGUCCGCACCAUCAGCAUGGGCCUGACGCUGCUCAGUGUGUGGGACGCGGAGCACGCGGGCCUCGCCGACUUCGUCCCCCUGCCGGUGCAGCAGGCCAUCUCCCCAGAGCUGCCGGGAGCCGCGUGGGUCGGGGACAUCCUCUGCCUGACCACCAUGCUCGUUGGCCUGGAAGGUACGCGAAUCACCAUCAGCGCCCCUCCCGGGAUCACAGCCCAUCACAUCCGCACCGCCCCGUCCGGCUCCCAGGAAGCUUCAGCCUCCAGAGUGACCAUCACCUUGGGAGACAGAAGCUCUAACCUCAGAGGGCUCUGGUCCUGGCCCAUUGGGCCCUGGGGGGAAGGCAGCCCCCUUCCCCAGGGGUGUGUGGCCUCACUAGCACCCGCCCGCCCUCCCGCUCCCCCGGGCACUGCCCGUCCCCAGGUGAAGUCCAGCUCCCCGGCCGUGCUGGCCUUCGUGAAGGAGAAGUCGCUUGGACUGCCCAGCUUCAUGACAUACACGGUCAGCGUCGCCGACCCGGCAGCCGGCAGCCAAGGGCCCCUGUCCGCUGUCCUGACCUUUGCGAGUCCUAUGACCAGCCAAGCCCUUACCCUGCCGGUUACUGUGGUCUUCGUGAGGGAUCGCCGUGGGCCCGGCCCUCCCUACCACGCUGUCUGUACCCCGCGAGAGCUCUCUGCCACGCCAGCCUUCACACCCAGAGCCAGCCCGAGGCACAGCCCCAGCUAUUUUUCUGCCUCAUCUCCGGUGCCUCUCCACGCGCUGCCACCUGGUCGCAAAGCCAGCCCACCCUCAGGGCUCUGGAGCCCAGCCUAUGCCUCCCACUAAUUAGGCCACUCGUGAAGCUGGGCCGCUGGGGGCUGCAGAUUUGAUGUCAGUGCAGGCCCUGCACUUGGACACCCUGAGGGACAGCCCCCCACUCCCCACCCAGACCCCCAUGCCGCGGCUGUUGUGCUGCCCUCCGUGUGGACUGUGCUUGUUAGCUGCUGCUUCUUGUAGCGUGUAGGUUUGGCUUCUUUAGGGGUCUUCCAAAAGCUUGGCCUUUGGCGCAUCCACGUAUGCCUGGUUGUCCGGGGUUUCUGGACAGCCUGACACUGUGUUUUCAUCCGCUGGAGCUGCUCAGCCUCCUCCCUCCCUCCCUCAAGGCUGGAGCAGUUAGAAACUCUGCUGGAACUUGUCUGUAGAUAAUAGCACUGUAGUGCUCUCAGGGAAAGGAUUUGUCAUGACGUAUUUAUUCCUGUGGGGGCUUUUCCCUGUAACAUCUUUGUCCCC